UAACGUCGGUGUGUGGUUUUCCGAUAGGUGCUGUUUAUUGCCGAUGAGAUCCAGACGGGACUGGCCAGGACUGGUCGAUGGCUGGCGGUCGACCAUGAAAACGUCAGGCCUGACCUCGUCCUCCUGGGCAAAGCCCUUUCCGGUGGCCUGUACCCCGUGUCGGCGGUGCUGUGUGACGACGAGAUCAUGCUGACCAUCAAGCCCGGGGAGCACGGCUCCACGUAUGGGGGCAACCCCCUGGGCAGCCGCGUGGCCAUCGCCGCCCUUGAGGUUCUGGAAGAAGAGAACCUCGCGGAGAAUGCGGACCGCAUGGGCGCCCUCCUGCGGAACGAGCUCAUGAAGCUGCCCUCCGACAUCGUGACUGCCGUGCGCGGGAAGGGGCUGCUCAACGCCAUCGUCAUCCGGGAAACCAAAGGUGGGCGUGCAGGGCGGCACUGGCUCGGCGGGCGCUCUUCCCUUUCAGUUUUCAUUAAUCCUCACCCGAGGGUAGUAGAGUGGGAGGGAGGUGGGAGGAGGUGGGAAAGGGAGGGAGAGACAUCUCCUGGCUGCAGCCCAGGUACGUGCCCUUGACCAGGUCAGACCCAGGACCCUUCGGUGUGAGGGCCGAUGCUCUAGCCGCUGAGCACGCGGCCGGGCUGAAGGCACUGUCUUCACAGGAAGAGCCAACGCCUGGCAUUUUAUCUGGCGUCUGGGUUCCUCGGAGACGGCUGCCUGGCCGCCGGGUGCCCGGCUCUUUUAGGCUGAGGGUCACCUGAUUCAUGUAACCUAGAAAUACAGGUCUUUCCCGCGCGAAGGCACACUGACGUCACCUGACCUGCUUUUGUGCUUGAAGACGCUGGUUAUCCUGCCUUCGGCCAGUGGGGCGGUGCUGGGAGAUUGGCGCUCUUUUCUGUUAGGUCUUCUUCGCGCACUUUGCCUCGUUGCCUCUUGCCGUCCUUUCCUGUGCGCUGUGACCUCCCCGCAGAGGCUGCAGGGACGGGUAGUGACAUGAGCGACGAGGAUGAAGCAGCCGCUGCCCCGACUGCUGUUUGUCUGAGUGAAGCCUGUGGCCCCAGAGCUCCUGGCUGGGCUUCCUGGUGAUGACGCUUCCUUUAAAGCGGUGCUGUCAGCCUCGCCUGCCUUUCAGAACCACCUGGGGCUUUAUGUCAGUCAGAGCCUCGCCCGGCCCGCAGGCGGAGGUGACGGGUCGGGGUCCCAGGCCUGAGCGAGGCGGGGCUGAUACCAGGCCCUCAGACGAUGAGCGCCUCGCCCACAAGCCUUUAGGGCGUGGUGGGCGCUGGUUUGGGGCUCUGCUCAUCCUGUGCCCGUUAGUCGGUAUCUCACCCUCGUUCUUUCUGUUCUGGUUCCUCAUGUAGUUAGUACAGCCGUCCCCGCACAGGGUUUUUUUUUCUUUUUCUUUCUUCAUGAAAAACUAACAAGAACCAUAUGUCUGGUUUGGCCACUCAAGCCUAGUUCUGCGCUGGCCGACAGGUAGCUCU
Molecule: messenger RNA, 1478 nt
Organism: Myotis lucifugus (little brown bat)
Lineage: Eukaryota; Metazoa; Chordata; Mammalia; Chiroptera; Vespertilionidae
Product: ornithine aminotransferase, mitochondrial-like
Exons: 3
Coding region: 187-570 (127 amino acids)
Cellular component (GO): cytoplasm
Molecular function (GO): pyridoxal phosphate binding; L-ornithine transaminase activity; identical protein binding
Source: RefSeq, a predicted model, not a curated record